CAAUCAUGGUUAUGAUUCAUAUUGUUUACAUUAUUUGAAAUUUUAUCUCCGGAAUUGUACGUGAAAUAAAAUUCAGGAAAUGGGAAAGUCAUAAAAAUAUCAUUAUAAUUGCAGUAACAAAUAUUUUACAGAAGUAACAGUUUUGGCAGGAUAAUAUUUUCAAUUUACACAAGUAUCAAAAUUAUCUGCUUAUAAGGUAACUUGUGUAUAUACCAAGAAGUGGGGAGAAGGCCACACUUCAAUGACAAGUUAGGAAUCGUAUGUUUCCUUUUACUGUUUUAAACUUAAAAUAAAUAUGUCAAUAUUAUUAAACAAUGUCACCAAUAGCAUUUGGCACGCUUUUAAUGCACUUAGUAGUGAUAACAAUGGAAUCGUGAUGAAGUCAAAACUCAAGGUUCUAACGGCAAACAUCGGAACUUUGCUUGAUCUUUACGGAGUUGAAAAGGGCCUUGAACACUUUCGAAGCACACCAAGCCUCAACUUCCAACACUUCAAGUAUUAUCUACUGAAAGAGGUGUUUUCAUCACUGCCAGAUUCCUUGACUUUGCAAGAUUUGAGAGAAUACGAGUCGAAAAUAGACGAGGUCUGCUGGUUGAUUUGUAAAAAAAAUUACCUCCAGCGAGAUUUAGAAUCACGUGACACAAUUUUGUCCGAUACAUGUGUCUAUCAGUUGUUCAGAGUGUUUUGUCUAUUGGGAGACCUGACGUCAGAUCCAAAAAACCAGGAUUCGUAUCAGGUUGUGAUGCACACUUGGGAAGUAGGUUUGAUCACGUCACAACUCGUCACCUCUCUAGGCUCAGAGUGGGACAGGGAGGACUACGAAGCUCUGGUGUACAACAUGUCUGGCUUAAGACUAUCCAUGCUAAUUACACUGCUGGAAACCAAAUAUCUCACGAACAUAGAUCCUGCGGUGGUCGAGGAAGCUGUCACAGCCCUGUCACACACAUUUGUUGACGACAUCAUCAAAAAGGGUUGUCUGCAAAAGAAAGGUUACUUGUUGGGCACGAUGCGGGAGUACUGGUUUGUGCUGCAGCCUACGCAACUGACCUACUACAAGAACCAAGAGGAGAGAGAGCAGUGUGGUAUUAUCUGUUUGGAUCCUCAGUGCUGGGUCGACUCAACACAGCAACGCAUUCUUCUUCACACCAGGGAGAGAUGCUUUGAACUUGGUGCUUACGAUCAUAGGACACGAUUGCAGUGGUUGUCAGCCCUGCAGCUGGCCAUAUCACAGUCGGGUGGCUCGCAGGGCUACCAACGUCAGCUGGCGGCUCGGCGACGACGGCAGAGGGAAGCAGAGGUGGAAGAGAAGCGUAGAAGGUCCAGCCUCAUACAGGACAUGGGGCGAGAGUUGCAGGCGGAGAAAAUGGCAAGAGUAGCUGCUGAACUUCAAUUUCAAGAAGUCAAAAUUGAGAAAGAGAAGCAGCUGGAACAGCUGGAAGCUUUAUUAGAGGAAGAAACUCAAGCAAAACGAGACGAGGAGAUCGUGAGAAACUUACAAGCUAGAGUUUUAAGAGAGGAGUGGGAAAAGAGAGAAGAAUUGGAACGACUUCAAGAAGAACAAAGGAUAAUGUUGGAACAAGAAAGAGAGAAGAGGAUAGAGUUUGAAAGGAAACAAAAGGAAAAAGAAGCACAACUGCAAGAGGCUGAACGUAGGCUUCGAGAACUGGAAGAAGAGCGGCAAAAGUUAGACAUGGAGCUUCACAGAACUCAAGAUAAAAUGACCAUCACAGAAAAAUGUAUGACCGAACUGCAGACUUCACUAAUAAAGACUCCAAAUCCCCAAGUGAAGGUUCGAAGAACUAUGUCUUUCAUGCCUUCCACCAGAGACAAGCCUCCAAGGUCGUAAAUCGUAAACUAAUUCUAAGUCAAAUACCUCCCGUUGCCAAUCUAUUGAUAUUUAUUACUAAUUUCUUUUAUUAUAUUUAUAAUCUUUCCCAUUUUAGUGAUAAUCUUAGGUAAGAGUUUUAUUUAUACCCCUGUGUAGGAUUUAGAUGCCACUUUCCCAAUGGUAGUAGAUCGUUAUCCUCGGUAGGAGCAGGACUUUCUAUAAGCGUACAUAUUUCUGAUGUGACUUAAUCUAAACCAAAAUCUGUAGCUUUGUUUUCCCCUGUUACAGCUCUUUCAAAUUUGUUAAUUUGACCAAUAAAAAUUGUCACAUCUUUACAAAUACACCUAGCAUGCCCUAAUUUUUUAAAUAAAAAAGCUACUAACCAACCAUAGAGUGUAUUUUGCAUAUGAUUGAGUUAGCUAUAUCUUUAGUGCUUCUGCGAUUCCUACAAACGAGCAAUAUUUUCAAAUCAUAUUUAAGUAUAUUUGUAACUUGUCUUCCAUUUUUAUCGCAUAAUUAGUGUUUUAAAUACAUGUUACUACAUUUUCUUGCCACAUACUACUUUUAUGUUAGAUUUUUUUUUAACCGUUGACACUUUUGUAUGUGUAAAUAAAUUUGAAAAGAGGACAUACCUUUGACAUCUUGUUUGUUCUUCAAAAAGUGUUUUACAUUUAUGUUCUGUCCCUCUGUUUAAAGCCUUGGUUAUAAAAUAGGCUUUAUGUUUCAUAAUAAUUGUUCAUAAUAAUUGUUUCAUAACCAGGGCUUAAAACUCAAAUGUAGUUUUUUUCCAAUGGAAUAGACUUUACAUGUAUUUACCUAACUAUGUUUUAAAUGUAUUUUUUACUGUUAUAUAUAUUUUUAUUUUUAUUUUUAUUUUUAAUAUAUUAGAUUACUAAGCCAGUUAAGCCAAGAAUUUGAGUGCAAAUAUGCACUUAAUAAGUUAAGAGUGCUUUAAUGAUAGUGCCAAAAGAUUAUGACGAUGAUUUGAAACGAUAAUCUCAUCAUGCACUCGUUUCUGUCUGCAUAAUCUAAAUUUGUGAGCUUUGUUUCACAACGUGUGACCCUGUGUGUGUAUUUUGUGUGUUUAAUGUUUCUUGUUUAUAUUUAGCAUGUUUAUAUUGUAACUUAUUUUUGUGCAUUUAUUUUAAUCUAAUUAGAUUUUUAUGUUGUUCACAACAUACUAAGAUAUAAAAUGAACUUUCAAUAAUUUGUAGCUAAGCUUUUUGUUCUUUGCUUUAUAAAACUUAACCAUAAGGUAAAAUGGUUUUAAAAUUGGUUCCAUCAUGUUAGUGUUGUUCAUUUUUCAUGAUUUUUAUCAAGCAUAUUGUGAUACCUUUAAUCCCAAACAUUCCUUAAUGUGCACAAUGUGAAAAUAAUAUUUACAUUCCAAUUUCAGCUGUGAUUUAUAAGCAAGUCGUUUUCAUAUUGCAAACUGAAAUAUUCUUUAUAACUUGAAGGAGGCAUUGAACAUUGUUAUUUUACAGAGUUAUGCUGCUUAUUUGUAUUAUGGUGCUAUUCUACCAACAUUUAUACAUAUUUGACUUGUAGCGAUGGAUGUAAACAAGUUGUUUCUACCAAACUAUAGAGACAUAUUUGUAUCAGUGGCGGAUAUUUUUUUGGGGGGGGGGCCGAGAUUAAUUUAAGGUUAGGUUAAGUAAUUUCAAGUAGACACGUCACGAUACUUUAUCUCAGUUUUGCUGUGGUAAUUUGUGCUAAAUGUGACCUUUACUUUACCAAGAUCACGCUGUAUCAUUAUAUCGUUCCAUCGUAAAAAUGUAUUUAUUGUUAAUCCAAACGAGGAAAAUAUCUCAAUUACCAAAUCAAAACCUUGGUCAAGAUUUAACAGUGUGUCAUCCCAUCUGUAAACACUUAUCCAAACCUAAGGAGUCAAAUACCCGAUUGUGAUUAUCAUAUUCGGAGGGGUUCUAACUAUAAGUAUUCUUCUGUGCGAACUGCAAAACGUUGACAUUUCAGUACAACAUAUGUCAAACAGAUGUAAAUAAAAAUAACAAACAAUAACAAUGGCUGCCACUGAACUGACUGAACCCUGUCGCAAACGCCCCUCCCCCCUCGAGCAUACAUAUACAUAUAUUUUUUACUGCAUGUAAUACAGUAGUGCAUACACAUUGCGUAAAAUAAUUUGUCACACUAAUUUUGGACAAAUUAAUGGUAUAAAACUGCCAUUUUGUAGACUUAGUUUACACAAAUUUUUCGUGGAGGUACCCCUGAACCCCCCAGACCCCCUGGUUUGCCCCUCCCUUGUGACAGUUCUAGAUCCGCCACUGGUCAUCGGUAAAUAUGCUGGUCUCUAGUGGUCGCCGCUGCAAGCGCAGAUAGCCGGGCGGAUGGUGGGAGCUCGAUUCAGUCUGAAUCAACCCGAACUAUCACUUUCUGCCACAGCGAUCCCUUGGCUCAUGAUUCAUGAUAAAUAAUUUAUAUGUUGUGGUACCUAUUUUUUCUUCAUAUCCAUUAUUUUGGGGGGGCCGGCCCCCCUGGCCCCCCUCCCUUAUAUUUGCCCAUGAUUUGUAUUACAACUUAUUAGAUUCUAUUUGCCGUUUUCUAGCCUUUUACGAUUAAAUGUAAUACCAGCGUAGCCCACUUCAUCAAUUAUGUUCAAUCAGGUUUUUUUAAUAAACAGCCCAGUUAUGUAUAGGUUCAUUCAUCGUCCCCAACCAGAUCUGACCAUAUGUUUCCAAAACUAUUUUGUGCCAAAAUAUAAUUAAAAGCGUUUUGUUAAUACAUCUAUUGUCUUGCCUUAGUAAUUUUUGUAUUUUUCCAUGAAUGUUAAUCUUGGGUUCGAAUCCCGUCAAUCACCAAUUAGCUGUGUGAUAAUUUCGCGACCCUCUAGCUACAGCCUAGCAUCUUGUGAUAGGAAGUUAGGACAUGAAAAAGUAUAUAACAUAUUAUAAUACUCCCAAUUUCCUCAUGUAAUUUUUAGGCUGCUAUAAAAACAUUCUAAAUACCGAUGUGUUCCUUUCCAUAUCAGUCAAUGUGCAUUUACCAUCUGUUCCUCCUCGCAAAAGUAUUUCUUGUUCUAUAGCUGCUAUUAGAAAUCAGUUGAAAGAGAAAGGUUGUAUGUUUUAUGAAUUGUUGAAGUUAAGACGAUAUUAUUUAAGCAAGCUAUUCGGGACAUUUAAACUGUUGAUAUUUGUAAAAUGAUGUAGUGUAUGAAAAAGAUAAGUACAAUUUUAUAUUUGAUGUUAAAAUAUGUUGUACAGUAAACCAUCAUUAAACCACAGUAAUUUGAGUUUCCAUCAAAUGUGACAAAGGCACAAAUGUGAACAUUCACAUUUGUGCCUUUGCCACAUGUGUUUUGUGCUUGGAUAAAAUAAAAUACUAAAUUUAAAGAAAAACAGUGGAAUAUCGGAGUUGUUUUGAUACGUUUUUUUUACAAAAAAUUUACAAAAAAGUUUUGAUAGUGUAUUCUAAUCCACUAUAGUUCUAGACAGCCUAGAUGGGCCAAGGGCUGGGUCCGUUGUCUUAAGCUUAAGAAGGGUAAUUUUUUACCUGUGCUUUGUUAAUAUUACUCCUGCUCAGCUGAGUUUACACUAAAGAGGAUUAAGGAAGCCAGUUUCAACAAGUAAUUUCCUUUACAAUACUUAAUACAAACAAAACAAUGUAUUAUUGUGGUUUAUUUAAAAGUCCUUGUUAAUUUUAUACCAAAUUUCACGCAAAUUGGUCAACGUUUACAUAUUUGUGUUCGCAACGAUCAAAUGUGUAAACAUUAACCGAUUUGCAUGAUAUUUGGUUCGGAAUUAACAGAAAUGUUAAGAGAAACCACAUCAUCUCAUUGUUUUGGUUGUAUUUGUAGUAUUAAAGAAAACUACUAGUUGUUAUUAGCCUCUUUAGACCCGUUAUAUGUGAAGUAAUCGUGUCGCAAUAAUAAAAAGACUUGCAACUACACCAGUGAAUAAUACCUGGCUUAGGAAAUGGACCCAGACUUUGUUUCACCAUAGGCUAUGCAGAACUUUACGCACUAAGGUGUGCAACAAAAUUGCUUAGUUUAUGAAUUGCGCAAUCCUAACUUUGCUGAACGAAUUCUAAACAAAAUGUUGUUUAAAUGUCCGUGCUAAAUGGAAAGUGAAAGUAAAAUAGAAAUCUGGUUUAAUAAGGGUUUACCGACUCAUUGUAAUAUUGAGAUGGAUGUUUUGUAUUGAUCGUUCUAACUAUAUCCAAGAAUGUAUUUUUGUAUUAAGUAUUUCAUUACGUGAUGAUUUAGAGAUUUAUAAAAUUCUAAUUUAUUAAUAUGCUAUGUUAUAAAUAUUGCAAAUUUGUUUCGUUAAUAACUAACACUUACAGGUGACAUAAAAGCCUGAAAAUUUUAUAAUAUAUUGAUAGAUAAAUUAAAUAUACUACAACUACGUUUACAAUCACAAACCUGCAGAACACAACAAGCAAACUCGUUAACUUAUAUAAAAAUUUCAAAAUAUAUUGACUUAUGUUAUAUCUAAAUAAUAAUCACAAAAAUAUUAAGAAUUUAAUUUUGUCUAUUUGAUAAUCUAUAUUAAUAUAAUGUAAAAUAUCAUCAGCUUACUUAGAGUUAAUAGGGCAAAAUCUUUGGUUGCAUUUUAUUUUCCAACACUUAAUGAGAGAUUGUGUUUUUAAUGGAACAUUCGACUUACAAAAAUAAAGUCAAUAAAAACUUUCAAAUCAAUCAGUACCGAAAAUAUUUGUUAACUCGAACCAUGAAUUAAAUCCAGAACUGUUGCCUACAAAAAUUAACCAAUCCAUCAAUAAGCACACUGCACAGUCAGAUUAACAACUGUACCAUACUGUACUACCAACUGUUGACUGUAACAUAUAAAAAUAAAAUAAGUUUUUAGUAGAAAAUGUGUCAUAUUAUGAAUAUUACUUGCCAUUU
This is a messenger RNA of Macrosteles quadrilineatus (aster leafhopper), 6689 nucleotides long. Its product is annotated as differentially expressed in FDCP 6 homolog. The transcript is spliced from 11 exons. Gene Ontology annotation, cellular component: nucleus; cytoplasm. NCBI's taxonomy places the organism in Eukaryota, Metazoa, Arthropoda, Insecta, Hemiptera, Cicadellidae. The record is from RefSeq and is a predicted model, not a curated record. Bases 296 to 1846 code for a protein of 516 amino acids.